This is a messenger RNA of Dentiscutata heterogama, 411 nucleotides long. Lineage: Eukaryota; Fungi; Glomeromycota; Glomeromycetes; Diversisporales; Gigasporaceae. The record is from the annotation of a GenBank genome assembly.
AUUCCUAUCUCCAAUUGUACGGGCGGUCUAAAUUUUUCCAAAACUAAAGAACUUUGCCCUCGCGCAUCUUCUGCUCUGUUUUGGGGUUUACUUGUUUUGUCAUCUCUUAUUAUUAUUGGAGCAUAUGUUAUAUACCGAAAACGCAAUCGUCAUUUUGGAUAUUCGACUUUAGGGCAUAUUCGUAUUGGAGACUCUCUAAGUUCAAUAUCAUCAUUUUUUUCGAGCAUACUAUCAGUUGCUAUGGAUCUCAUUUCAUUGAUCAGAGUACCGACAUUUAUUUCGCAAAUAUUUUCGAGGACUCCAACACCAAGUUCGCGCUCUAGAUAUCGAUAUAGUCCUCUGUCACAAGAUGAUCACAAUGAAAAUCAAUUCGAAGUCUCGUUAGAUGAUUACAAUAAUGAUCGCGAAUAA